CUCGAGGUGGUCGCAAAACCAUUCCACAUUUCCCAUUUUCCGCUACUUCUUAUAGCUUCUCUCUUUUGUUGAUCGGUCGUUAGAAAAACGGUGCGUGUAUUUUCGUUAGUGUGAGUGCGUGGGAGUGCGCGCGGAAAAUCUUUAAGCUGGGUGGCGACUAAGUUUCCCGCCCUUAAGUUUUGUGUUUUCAAGAUCGCCUCGCCAUUCAAUGACCGCAUAUAUCACAUUGACGGAGAAGGAUCGUUCACGACGCGGUGUGGCGUUAAAAUUUUCCUUUUAGUUCCUGUGUGCGUCGCGACGCCCAGCCACCAACAACCAUUAGCGAUGUGUAGUAAAUAAAUUCACGCGUGGCGCCUCAUCCUCUGGCCUAGUGCCCAGUCUUUUGGCAGCGAAUACUUAUUUUUGUUUUGAUGCGUGCGGUAGAUUAGUUUUCGGUUUCGUUUUCCACUUUCCACCAUUAACGAAUGGUGUGGUUGGAUGAAUCAAGUUUGAGACGCAUCGCGAUCGAGAUCAGCGGGUAAGCAGCUGAUCAUUUUUCCUGAGAGGGAAAUUCACAUCCGAUAGGAAAUAAUCACAACUGAAGUGAAAUUGCGGAAACUGAACGUAGCCAAAUUUGUUCAACUGGGCGGAAACGAGAUAGUUUAAGUUGAACGUUCGUUUAUAAAUAUCAAUCAUCCGGUUCGAAAUGAAGAUUGGUGUUCUUACGAUCUGAAGAAUAAAUUCUUUGAAAAUUAAGUGCAAAAGUAUAAACUACUGUGGAAAAUUGCAACAAAGUGUAUUAAAACAGAAACCAUAUGUUCUCUGUUCAGAAAAGUCAAAACCCAAAAUAACAAGUGUUCGAGUGAAAAUAUUUGUGCAAAAUAAAUUUAAAAAAAAAGUAGAAGAAAAUUUAUGACCAAGUUGACCGAAUCGUUGUUGUCCUAAGAAACAAAAUAGUACCACAUCAAGAGCACAAACCCAGAGAGAGAAUCGGGCCAGAGGAAUAAAAUCCCUUGAAUGAAGCAAAAACAACCGCGAAAUUCGUAUUGCAAUUCUGGCAAUUCGCAACGGUCAAGUGCCGUGAAGUAAGAAGUGACCUUCCUGGGCGUCUACUGCAGCCGAAUUCAUCUUCUGUGAAAAAACGGGGUUUUUGUACCCCCCUGAACUUCCGUCCAGCUUCCAACCAUGAUCAAGGUCGACGAAAACUAUCCGGUGCAUGACAUCGCGCCGGCCUUCCCGUACAGGAAUGUCCAGCUCAAGCAGGAAGUGGACCCGCGGCAGCAGUUCGACAUCCUGCCGGAACUGGGCCGGGGCACUUUCGGAACGGUGUUUCUGUGCCGGGAACGGAACACUAAUCUGCAGCUGGCGGCCAAAAUCGUCCCGUACAAGAAGAAGAAAGACCGAGCCGACGCCAUCCAGGAGAUCGACAUCAUGAGCUGUCUGCAUCAUCCACGGCUCAUUCAGCUGUACGACGCGUUCGAUUACGAGAACAAAAUAUAUGUGAUAUUAGAGCUAGUUCAAGGUGGAGAGUUGUUUGAGCGAGUUAUAGACGAUGACUUUGUGCUGACCGAGAAAGCGUGCGCCGUCUUCAUGAGACAGAUCUGCGAGGGAAUGGAGUAUAUUCAUAGCCAGAAUAUCAUUCAUCUGGACAUGAAGCCAGAAAACAUAUUGUGCCUAACGAAAACCGGUAAUCGGAUAAAAAUAAUCGAUUUCGGAUUUGCCAGACGAUAUGACCGGAAUAAAAAAUUACAAGUAAUGUUUGGAACGGCUGAAUUUUCUGCCCCCGAAGUACUGAAUUUUGAUGAAAUUUAUUUCUACACGGAUAUGUGGAGUCUCGGAGUGAUUUGUUACGUAUUAUUAUCGGGCCUGUCUCCGUUUGUGGGCUCCUCCGAUAUGGCCACCAUGAACAACGUCCUGGCCGGGCAGUUCUCGUUCAAGUACAGCUCCUUCGAUGCGGUCUCCGAGGAUGCCAAGGAUUUCGUCCGGCAGCUGCUGGUCCGGGACGGAACCAAACGGCUAACGGCCAAACAGGCCCUCCAGCACAAAUGGCUCGCCGAGACGACGGCCCACGACGGCACGACCGAAUUGUCUAUAACAAAAACAAAAUUGAAACGUUAUGUUAUUAAGAAACGGUGGAUCAAGGCGGUCAAUGCGAUCAUUGCCCUAAGGCGGAUGGGGGCUCAGAUCGAUUUCGAUCUGAUCUAAAUACGUAUGUAGAGCCAUUUGGGGGUAGGUUUUCUUCUACAGGAACAGGAAAUCGGAACCGGAAGGUCUGCCGCCUCAGAACUCAUACCGGAUACACGAGGUACGUUAGCAACCGAAACGCUUGGUCAACGUUUAGUAAUAAUAGUUAAUGGUGAAAAAACGGUUUCGUUAGGAAAAACACUAGCCUAGAUUUAGAUUAAGAUGGAGCGUUUGUUUUACUUUUUGGUCAGCUUUAUUCUAAACCUGUCAAAAUUCAAAUUAGUUCGAGAAACUAUCCAAUGCAUUUCCGUUAAUCCUUUUGUUUCUUAUGCUAACGCAAAUUAUUAGUUAAUUAAGUAUCAUUAAACAUCACUUUUGUAUUAAUUUUCUCUGAAAUACAUCUUUAAGUUACGUUUAUUUAAAUUCUUUUUAUUUAGUAAAUUUUUUAGAAUGUAUUUUUUUUAUAGAAUAAUCAAAGUCGCGUGGAGAGUGGAGGAAAGCUCGAGGUCAUUUGAGUAUUGCGAUCCAAAAUUGUUUUAUUACUUUAUAAAAGAUUAGGGGAAAAUGAGGAUACUUGAUUCCUUGGCUAUAUUUUGAAACUGGAAUGACUUACCAGGAUCAAAUGUUCUAGAAAAAUGUGCUAAAUGGAGCAGAACAACUAUGCUAUAAGCUCAAAAAAAUUUAACAAAAUAAUUUUUUGAGUUAUUGAACUUUGUUUGAAAAAUUUCACAAAAUGCGACUUGAAGAUCUAUUUCUUAUCACUUUAACAUGUUACAUGAAAAAAUUAAAGCAAAAAAAAUAUAUUUCAAUACAUAAAUCGUUAGAGUGUAAUAUGAACUUCAUAAUACCAUAUUUUCGAAACAAACAAACAAACUCUAUCAUUUUUCAGAUAAAGUUUUCUAAAUGUUCAUUAUUGGUUCAAUUGAUCCCUAUAGUUCAAAAAGGUAUUUUUUUCUUCUCAAUAUAUCGUGAUCAUUGCUGAUUACAAGAUUACGAUAACUUAUCCAAUAACUGAUAUUUACACAAUAAUUUUCUGGAAAAAGUGCUAAAAAGAUGAUUUUCUUGAAUUUAAAAAAAUAGCGCCUUUAAGUAUGCAAUGUCACUAGGGUUGAGACAUAGUUUUGGAAUUUUCUUCUUCUGACAUUUAUAAAUUAUGAAAUGAAAAAAAAACCAUGACCAAAAUAGUCAAUUGACAUUCUUUAUUGAAAUUUUGUUUGAUUUUUUCCAAGGACUAGGGCCCCCGGAAUGAAGGAUCAAGUCUCCUUCAAUAAAGGAUCAAGUCUUCCUUAACUUCAUUUUUUUUUUACUUCCACGAACAUGCUUCUAGUUCAUCUAUCGGUCCAUCUAUCGUUCCAACUUGUGGAGCAUAUAAACUUGAAAUUACACGAUGUCAGGAAAUGCAAAAGAUGACGAGAUGCUAAAUUUUUCCCAAAAUAUAUGAUAAAAUAAGAAAAGGGGAUCAAGUAUCCCCAUUCUUCCCUAUAUGUGUAAAGAGGGUCGAACAUUCAGUCGAAGGUUGUCAAGCCGAAGAAUGGUGGGCAGUAUUUCACUAGAACACUAAUAAAAAUGUUCGGUUAGGGCAGAAUUUAAGAUAAUUCAAACGCAAAGUAUAUCCCGAGCAACAGUUUUAACUCUUAAAGCUGUUCGAAGUCAUUGUUUUUACAAAAGACUACAGCUACGAAACCUAAAUAAAGAUAUUAUCAGGCCUGGGAGAAGUACCGUUCCAUGGUAGAUUCAAAAUUAGAAUUUAGCUAGGAAUAAUAACAAUACCAAAAAGGCACAAUAAAGUAAUUUGACUCUUAAAUACAUUUUCCUACCAAAAAUCAAGAACUCAAAAAAUAAUAAAUUUAUUCUAAAUUACUUAAUCAGAAUCAAACUUUCGAAUCGAUGCUUAGUCAUAACUAACUCUAACUGAUGUUUCUUGUUCUGAAUUAGAAGCUUGAUGAAAAAUAAAUUUUAAGUAGUCUUAUUUAUCUACUAGCCUAAUAAUCUAAUGUGAAAUUAAUAUUCUGAAUUACGAAUUAUAUACAUAAAUAGAUAU
Molecule: messenger RNA, 4204 nt
Organism: Uranotaenia lowii
Lineage: Eukaryota; Metazoa; Arthropoda; Insecta; Diptera; Culicidae
Product: myosin light chain kinase, smooth muscle-like
Exons: 6
Coding region: 1165-2184 (339 amino acids)
Biological process (GO): intracellular signal transduction; protein phosphorylation; positive regulation of apoptotic process
Cellular component (GO): nucleus
Molecular function (GO): protein serine/threonine kinase activity; ATP binding
Source: RefSeq, a predicted model, not a curated record